AUGACUCCAUCCAUUUCACACACCGACGCCCCAGAUGGGCUCCGCAAGCACUUGACGACGGCCCUAGUAAUCUCGGUUUGUGUUGUCGACUCCGUGGCCAUCGCUUAUGACGGUUCUCUCAUGGGCUCUCUGAACGUCAUGAAGGCGUACCAGAACUACUUUGAGCUCACGACUUCAACCACUGCUGUCAACACCUGCGCCACUUUCCUGGGAGCCAUCCUGGUCGGACCCUUCACCGGAAUGCUUAUUGACUGGAAGGGGCGCAAGAUUGGCUUGUACGCGGCCUGCAUCGUCAACAUCUUGGGCGCUGCCAUCGCUGGUGGAGCCAUCAACAUCGCCAUGUUCAUCGCGGGCCGCAUCAUCAUCGGCAUUGGCGUCGGACUCGGACAGACUGCUGCUGGCACCUAUGUUGCCGAGACGACUGCACCUUCAGUUCGCCCGACGGCCCUGGGGUUGUACUUUUCUUGCUGGGCCGUGGGUUCUCUACUUGCUGCUGGGAUCUCGUAUGGCACCUCCGGCCUCGAACCCUCCAACUGGACAUGGCGUAUUCCAUCUAUCCUACAGGCGGUGCCUCCACUUGCCGUUCUCUGUCUCAUCCCCUUUGUUCCAGAGUCUCCCCGAUGGCUAGCAUACCAAGAUCGACGAGAAGAAGCGCUAAAGGUCCUGGCAAGAGUCAAUGGCGCCGAUGAGCAGCACCCACAAGUGCAAACUCAGUACAGGGAAGUCAUUGGCACUCUAGAAUACGAGAAGAACGAGGGUCGAAGCGUCAGUAUUGAAGAUAUGCUCAAGAACAGAGCGAACCGCAAGAGACUUCUUCUGGCCUUGUCUGUGGCGCCGCUUGCCAUGUUGACCGGUUCAAACAUAAUCACUUACUACUUUGGCAGUAUGCUCACCCAGGCCGGCCUUGGCAACUCGGUCACACAACUCAAGGUCAACGUCUGCCUCUCUUCGUGGCAGCUGAUUGUUGCGGUCUGUGGAUCCUUCAUGGCCGAGAGACUUGGGCGCCGGUUCCUUGCUCUGUUCAGCUUGGGCCUCUGCUCCAUCUUCUUCUACCUGCUAGCAGGUCUGACUGCCAAGUUCGGGACUUCGCACAACCUGGCCGGUACUUACGGCACCAUAGCCUGUAUCUUCCUCUUCCUGGGCGCGUAUUCCUUUGGCAUCACUCCUCUCACAGCCAUGUAUGCACCAGAGGUUCUGCCGUACAACAUGCGCGCCAACGGAAUUGCCAUGCAGGGCAUCCUGAUCAAGUCGUGUGGAGUGCUAGUCGCCAUGGCCUUCCCUUACAUGAUGGAGGCUAUUGGAUGGAAGACGUAUAUUGUCAACGCGUCAUGGAACAUUUUGAUGUGGCUUUACAUCUACUUCCAGUGGGUUGAGACCAAGGGGCUGACCCUGGAGGAGAUUGAUGUCUUGUUUGAUGGCGAGACGCAUGUCCAUCAAGACCUGGAUUUGGAGGCGGUCAAGAGUGGCGAUGUUAAAGCCCUUCAUGUUGGUUAA
Molecule: messenger RNA, 1494 nt
Organism: Fusarium falciforme
Lineage: Eukaryota; Fungi; Ascomycota; Sordariomycetes; Hypocreales; Nectriaceae
Product: MFS domain-containing protein
Exons: 3
Coding region: 1-1494 (497 amino acids)
Biological process (GO): carbohydrate transport; transmembrane transport
Cellular component (GO): membrane
Molecular function (GO): carbohydrate:proton symporter activity
Source: RefSeq, a predicted model, not a curated record